Molecule: messenger RNA, 1269 nt
Organism: Prinia subflava (tawny-flanked prinia)
Lineage: Eukaryota; Metazoa; Chordata; Aves; Passeriformes; Cisticolidae
Product: basic proline-rich protein-like
Exons: 3
Coding region: 1-1269 (422 amino acids)
Source: RefSeq, a predicted model, not a curated record
AUGCGCUUCACAUUUGUGGGUGCAGAAAUCACCGCGAAGGCAAACGCACCCGCCCACCGCCUUCGCCUCCCGCUCGCCCCGGGCUGGCUGCGCCCACCCCGCGCCGCUCCACGCGAGCCCGCCCGCCCCCCGGGGUGUCCCGCGGGGGAGCACGGCCCGCCCCACCGGCACCCCCGACCGGGCGGGCGGCACAACAGGUUGCGGAGGCGGCUGCGGGGCAGGAGCUGGCCCGGCGGAGGAUGCAGCCGCACUCCCCAGGGAGGGCGAACGGGGGAGCCCGGGAUGAACACCCCCACCCCGGCCUGUGGAGCUGGCAUCCGGAGAGAAGCGGCGGAGCUCCUGCCCGCUCCAGCCGGGGGCCCUUUGUUCUCGCCACCCAAGACGCCGCCGCCCGGCAGCCCCGCGCUCUCCCAGGCGGCGGCUCGCCCCACCGGGGGGGAAAGGCGCGGUCUGUCGCCCCCCGCUGCAGCGCCCUCCCUCGCUCCCUUCUCCCGCCGCACAAACCCGCUCCGGGCCACUGCCGAUCGCCCCGCGCCUCGCACACGGCACGGGCCCCCCGCCCGGGACGCCCCGCGGCGCUCAGCGCGGCGCCUCGCGGGGCGCGACCCCUCUCCCCCGAGCCCCCGCCAGGAGUGCGCCCGCCGGGGCUGCCCCGAGCGCCGCAGCCCGCCCGGGAAGGUCACGCCGCGGCGGCAGUCCCCGCGCCCCCGGCACCGCGGCGCCGGCAGGUGCCCGGCUGCCCCCCGCCGACCCGGGGAGGCUCCGCGGGGCGCAGCCGGUGGCCGCCGGAAAACCGCGUGGCGGCCCCAGCCGACGGCAGGGGGGCUCCGGUACCGCACGGCGGCCCCCACGGGGCACCCGAGACGGCGGCGGGGCCGAAGCGGGCGGCGGGGCCAUCGCUCGGGGGCCGCGAUCCGCGGGGCUCAACAGGCGGCGGAGUUUAGCGGCUCCCAGCGAGACGAUCCCGCCGUGUCGGGAGCCGGACACGGGGCUGAGGAGGGAGAGGCGACGCAGCCGAACCACUUACCGGAGCUCCGGGGCUCCGCCGUCCGCAUGCUGCCUCCGGGCGCCGCGCGAGAACCCGCUCCGCUCCCCGCCGGCAGCUCCGCUCCGCUCGCUCCUUCAGCCGCCGCCGCCGCGCGGGACCGCGCUCCGCGCGCGCCGCCGCCGCCACCCCUGCGCUCGCCCAGCGCGCUGCUGCUCGUUUACUCCGUCCAGCCCUUCCUGCUACCCCGUCCAGAGCCCCGAACUGAGAAAUGGAGAAACUGA